This is a messenger RNA of Cajanus cajan (pigeon pea), 1551 nucleotides long. It is a transcript of the gene VEP1, whose product is annotated as NAD(P)-binding Rossmann-fold superfamily protein. Lineage: Eukaryota; Viridiplantae; Streptophyta; Magnoliopsida; Fabales; Fabaceae. The record is from RefSeq and is a predicted model, not a curated record.
AUGGAACCAAACUAACAUUAUUAGUGUCUGUAUAAAUAAAUCUGCAACUCCAGUCUAAAAACCCAAAAGGGAAUUGAAUCCUUCAGAGUUCAGAUUUCACAUCACAACACGCUAUGAGCUGGUGGUGGGCUGGAGCAAUCGGCGCUGCCAAGAAGAAAUUCGAGGAAGACGAGCCGCCGCGAACCUUCCAGAGCGUGGGACUCGUGAUUGGCGUCACCGGUAUCGUCGGCAACAGCCUCGCCGAGAUCCUCCCCCUCGCUGAUACCCCCGGCGGCCCAUGGAAAGUCUACGGCGUGGCCCGCCGCCCCCGCCCGCCGUGGAACGCCGACCACCCAGUCGAGUAUAUCCAGUGCGACGUCUCCGAUCCCGCCGACGCCGAUGCCAAGCUCGCCGCUCUCUCCGACGUCACCCACGUCUUCUUCGUGUCGUGGACCAACCGCCCCACCGAGUCCGAGAAUUCCGAGGUUAACGGCGCAAUGUUGAGAAACGUGCUGCGAGCCGUUAUCCCGAACGCCCCCAAUCUCCGCCACGUGUCCCUCCAGACCGGCACCAAGCACUACCUCGGACCCUUCGAACUCAUCGGCAAGAUCGAAUCGCACGAGCCACCUUUCACGGAGGAUCUGCCGCGUUUGGACGCGCCCAAUUUCUAUUACACCCAAGAAGACAUCCUCUUUGACGAAGUCAGUAAGAAGGAGGGUUUAACUUGGUCUGUUCACAGACCCCAAACAAUCUUCGGUUUUUCUCCCUAUAGUUUGAUGAACGUGGUAGGGACUCUCUGUGUUUACGCCGCGAUUUGCAAGCACGAGGGGGUUCCGUUGAGAUUCCCCGGCACGAGGAGCGCGUGGGAGGGUUACUCUUGUUGCUCCGACGCGGAUUUGAUUGCGGAGCAGCACAUUUGGGCCGCGGUGGACCCCUACGCGCGCAACGAGGCGUUUAACUGCUCCAACGGGGAUGUGUUCAGGUGGAAGCAUCUUUGGAAGGUGUUGGCGGAACAGUUUGGGAUCGAGGAGUAUGGCUUUGUGGAGGAAGGUUCCCGUUUGAGGUUGUCGGAGCUUAUGAAGGAUAAGGGUCCUGUUUGGGAUGAGAUUGUGAGUGAGAAUCAGCUUCUGCCUACUAACCUUGAUGAGGUUGGUCUUUGGUGGUUUGUGGAUGUUAUUUUCUCUGUGGAGGGCAUGGGCUUAUUGGAUAGCAUGAACAAGGCUAAGGAACAUGGCUUUUUGGGAUUCAGGAAUUCCAAGAAUUCGUUUGUGAGUUGGAUAGACAAGACCAAGGCUUAUAAAAUUGUGCCGUGAAUUGAGAUUUAUUCUCUUUCUGCUUCUUGUUCAUUUGUCCCGUGGAUCUGUUGUACUUUCAUUUUUUUUUCUCUGUAAUUUAUAUGGAAUGAAUAAAACCUGGGUUAUUGUUUGUGUUUUGUAAUAAUUUGUGUUUGAAAAGGAAUUUGUAUCCAGUGUUAUAGUACCUACUCAAUGAGGGAAAGCAAAGCGGUGACGUGCUUCAUGGUUCUUUCAUUUAUGCUCAGAUUAUAAAAGGAAUUGCAAUUGUUUUUCAUGA